AGAGAGAGAGAGAGAGAGAGAGAGAGAGAGAGAGAGAGGGAGUCGAAAACGAAUUUCGAAAUUUCGACGUUGAACAGAAAUGUCAUUCUCGCGACGAUUGUAUCGAGCUUGUCCAACGUAGCUGAAAAAUCGGAGGAAAUAUUAUUAUAUCGUUCAUUUUGCCGCGUUCUAUGCGAGUUGCCCGUUAAGCGGGUAAACGUUCGCAGUCUAAUUAUCGCAAAUAUGGACCAUUGUUACGUUAUUGUACGCGUUUAUAGGUUCGGCGAUAGUCGACAAGGUUCAACGUUUUGUUCCGCGGUAAUAUUCACGGCCGAGAAGGUUUAUUCGUUUGCGAGCGGAGCGGAAGCCUGCCCGGAAUGUAAUUCGAUACAGUUGCCGUGAAAUUGUGGAGUAUGUUGAACGAAAGGGGUAAAUAACGAAGCGAAAGGGGUUGGAGCGGAAGGAAUCCGGUCACCCGGGGACACCGAGAAACCCCUCCCAGCAUUCCGUGUCUUAUGUGACCUGAGCGAACGCUUUCUUUAUCUCCUAGACAGGUCAAUGAUAAGGCCAGUCAUAAGUUUCAGAGAUUAUAGAAGUUUCCCCCCCCUUAUCUUGAUUCAGAAGAAUAAUGCAGGAUGUUCCAUCUUGCUCUAUUACUAGGAAGAAAUUUCUGCUCCUGGUUUUUUGGCGGAAUUUCGGUAGCGUAACCACUCUCACGAAGUUCGUGUAAAAUAUUGUUCCACUAAAGUUUUCUACUAUGUCAUAUACAGUUAUUUAUAUUCGAUCUUUAUCUUGGGACAAGAUAGGGAAUCAUUAUUACUGCAAUAAAAUUGUUCAUUCUAUCUCACAGUUGCAAAUGUACGCACAAAACUACGCACACGAAGGGAAGUAAACUUUGUUAGUGUAAAUUCCAAGCAUAGUCGUAAACAGUGUAGAAGAUAGGCCGAAGAAGGAAGGGAGAAAAGUGCAUAAAGAAAUUCACCGGUGAUCACUGCAAAUUUAAAGAAAUAUUCUUUUUGUCGAAUUUUUAAGAUUGCUGUCCGUUACAGUGUAACGAUAAGCAAUUGUCAUGUCGGAAUGAAACAAAUUCGACAUACGAGAGUUAAGAACAAUGGAGGGGGCUGAAAUAAAAAAUCGUGAAAUAUGCAAGGGGUGAAAAAGGUAUCCGGAAACUUAUCCCGGAAAUAGUCAGCCAAUCGAGUUCCGUUACGAGCGACCAUCCCGCCCGGCGAGACGUCUGCGACGAUUCGAAUUCCUAGGGAGUGGUCCUCCGACUUUGCCCUCUUCCCAGCCAAACAACCCUCGAAUCAACCGACGGUAUCAAGAGUUCCGCGUGCGCGAACGACACACGCCGCAUCCAAUGAAUAAAUUAGCACGGUCUCGGAUUCAAAGGCCGGCUAGCAGGACCCAGUCCUCGUUCCUCUCUCCUUUCAGCCCUCUGCCGUUUCCUCGCCCCUAUCGAGUCUCCUUCAGUGAGCGAGAAAAUGCGUCUUUAACACUUCGUCUACCGGAGAAUAUUAAACACUCCCUUAGAAAUUAACAAUUGCCAGCUGAAGGUUUCUUAAUUUUCAAACGGUUACAACUGUUAGAACUAUAGAAAUUUAGCGAGUCACCUCGGGAAACGUAAUUUGGUAGUUCUUUUUGAUAUUGUUAUUUAAUCCUUUUCACAGGACUUUGGGAAAUAUUACAAAUUCUUCAUUUGCCUAGUUAAAUUGCAUAAUUUGUAAGUACUAGAGAAGUAGAACUGUUAGAUGUAAUGAUUAACUAUAAACAUUUUGAAAUUAACCUUCAACUAUAAAUAUUAGAAUAUUAUAAAAUUUCAUCGAAAAGAUUCAAUAUUCAUCGGAAGGUUAACAGAAGAUUUUUAAUCGGCUUUUUCAUUGCCACAGUCAUUGCGGAGGUUAUUUAUAGUCUUCCGGUAGGGAAAGCGUUAAUCGCGGUGCUAAUUGAACGUCAGACAAUCGAAAGGUUGCGAAAAGAGUCGCGGCAGCGUGUAUGCAACUAAAAGCACGGCGGUGAACGGGAAAGGCGGUGGCGGGAGGAAGCAAGACAAGAAGAGAAUCAGUUCGACAGGGAUCGAGAAGCGAUCCGUGUGUCGGCGAAGCUUCGCCUCGCAUCUCUUGCAAUAUAGACAACGAUCGGCGUGUUUUUUUAAUAUUAUGCAACCCGUUUGGUUCCGCUUGACACCUUCAGUGCCAUCCCGUCGACGUUAAUUUAAUAUUAGCUAGUAGUGGUUAGCUCUUACUCCUGGCAGCGUCAUCGUUCGAGGACGCUUCUCGCAAGGAGCCGCGCUUUUCGUAAGUGACUGCGACGCGAGCGCGCGUGUUCAUUGGAAGUGAUGCUCGUCUGCGAGUGAUCUUUAAUCCUUUCGAUUUCUAUCGUUGCUUCUGCACCGACGUGCUCGAAGUUUGCCGAGGAACCGAAGGAAGUAUCCGGGAAUGUUCUCUACGGUGAGCGGGAAGCAGCAAGUAUGCCUGCUGUUCUUCGUCCAAGUCGUCCUAAUUGUGCUAAUGGGCGCGCUGAUGACAUAUGGUCCGGAGGCGAACGCUAAGUUGCUGAAAAAUUACGCAGGUAACCACGAGGAAGAGGACCCGCUGCGAAUUUAUCCGAUGUAUCAAGAUGUCCACGUGAUGAUCUGGAUCGGAUUCGGCUUCCUGAUGACGUUCCUCAAGAGGUACGGCCAGAGCGCCAUUGGCCUGACGUUCCUGGUAGGCGCAAUCCUGGUGCAGGUCGCUCUAGUUUGCGAGGGAGUGAUGGAGAUCGAGAGGGACAACAAGGCUCAUCUGUCUUUGGAAAGCCUCCUGAGCGCGGACGUUGCAGUGGCCGCGCCGUUGAUAUCCAUGGGCGCCCUCCUCGGUAAGACGACCUACAUACAGCUCGUGUUCAUGGGUAUCCUCGAGCUGAUCAUGUUCACCGUGAACAAGUACGUCGGCAACCAUAUACUCAUGGCGGUCGACGCCGGUGACAGUAUGUUCGUCCACGCUUUCGGCGCGUACUUCGGACUAGCGGUCAGCUUCGUGAUGGGGAUGAAGGAGAAGCCGAAGGAACACCACCUCGAAGGGCCGUCCUAUAAUUCGGACAUCUUCGCGAUGAUCGGCACGGUGUUCCUGUGGCUCUUCUGGCCGUCAUUUAACAGCGCGAGCCAGCAAGGAGACGACCAACAGAGGGCCAUUAUAAACACCCUCCUCUCGAUCUCGGCCAGCUGCGUGAUCGCGUUCGCUGCUUCGGCCCUGGUCUCGAAGGACAGCAAAUUCAACAUGGUCCAUAUACAGAACUCGACCCUCGCCGGUGGUGUGGCCAUCGGCACCGCGGCAGGCAUGAUGUGCGAACCAGUGGGCGCCUUGGUCGUGGGAUCGUUGGCAGGACUGCUCAGCGUGCUUGGAUACAAAUACCUCACGCCGAUGAUACAGAAGCAUCUCCGCAUACACGACACGUGCGGUGUCCAUAACCUGCACGGGAUGCCGGGCGUCCUGGCCGGCAUUUUCGGCGCGCUGAUGGCUGGCUUGGCCACGGAAGCCUCUUACGAUUAUUCCCUUUACGAGAUCUUUCCAGCGAGAGCGCCGAGCUCCGACGCAAAGGUAGCCGAGAUGAGAGACAAUUAUGGUAUACGGCCUGGUCAGAAUAGAACGGCGGCACAACAGGCUGGUUAUCAAUUAUUAGCACUAGCGAUUACUCUGGGAAUUGCGAUUGUAUCAGGAUUAGUGACAGGCUUAAUAAUGCGUUUAUCGGUAUGCGGCUCGAUAUCUGAAGAACAGAAGUUCGACGACGAGGCGCAUUGGGAGCUAGAAGAAGAGUCAUCGCACGAAUCGACAGUCAAAGAUGGAAACAACUCCGGUGAUCAGUUGCCGAUGGCUACAAUCUGAAUGCAGAUGUUUUUAUUAACUGCAUAAGAAGCGGAAGUCUGUUCUUUGUUCAUAAAAUGUUUUGCAACUCGCCAGGCAGUUAUACAAUACCAUUUUUCGUUGAAUUGUGCAAUAUAUUUUAUCUUCGUGCGAAGGACAGCCCAAUAGAUGCGCGCGAUCAACAGGUAGCACCGGGGCAAACAAGCGGGGGUGGCGAUAAUAUAGGAAACAACACGUCUAAAAACGAAAACACUUGAGACCAAUACAUACAUCGACAAAUACACGUAAUCGUUUACCGGGAAAGCAACAUGCAACAGACUACAACGUUCUGUACAAUGUUUUUAUUGACAUUAUUUAUAUUUUUUAGAAAACUUUCUAUAAAUUUAUACAGUAAAUAAUUUGUAACAUAAACAGAUUCGAUGUAAUAUAAUGUACGAAUGCAUCUGGAAAUUGCACAACGGAGUUUGCCAGAUCGUCAAGCUUUUGUUACGCGUGUAUGAUGUGUCUAUGAGUGUACGAAUGUUUCUUAGUUUCAAUUGAAGUGUGUAAUCGCCAAGGCAUCAAGAACAAUAAAUCUCUCGACAUGAUCGCAUGUUUUAAAUUUCUGUAUAUCGUCUUAAUAAUAAUAAUGUUCAUAAUAAUGAUAGUAGCAAUAAAU
Messenger RNA from Nomia melanderi (Alkali bee), 4479 nucleotides. It is a transcript of the gene Rh50, whose product is annotated as Rhesus blood group-associated glycoprotein Rh50. Gene Ontology annotation, biological process: ammonium homeostasis; ammonium transmembrane transport. Gene Ontology annotation, molecular function: ammonium channel activity. Lineage: Eukaryota; Metazoa; Arthropoda; Insecta; Hymenoptera; Halictidae. The record is from RefSeq and is a predicted model, not a curated record. Gene Ontology annotation, cellular component: plasma membrane.